GCGCAGUUCCCCUCCCCCAGUCUGCACCCCAGCGCUCCGGCCGCCCAUCCUCCUUGCCCGCGCCGCCUGUCCUUCGCAGCCGCCCAGGAACGAUGAAGCUCUCCGCCGUCUUCGCCAUCGCCGCGCUCGCCUUCGCGUCCGCCACUGGCGCCGCCCCGCUCCCCGAGACCAACGGGCAGCGUUUGGCACGCGGGCUCCCUCCACUGAAGCCGCGUUUUGUGGCGACGCCUGUGGCGCGUAGCGAGCCGUCUGCACCCUUGAAGCGCGCUGAGCCCUCGGCGCGCGCAGUGAAGCGCAACGAGCCUUCCGCGCGCGCCCUGCGCAAGCGCUCCGAGCCGUCUGCGCGUGCCUAUGCCGCGUAGUCUGACAGACACUCGGAUAACGCUAUCAUGACUGGUCUUAUCCACGACAUGACUAGUCCCUCCCGACAAACGUGGUCCCCUACGCCCAACGUGUAUCCCCCACGUCCCCCACGACUAACGUGCUCCCCUCACGUCUAUCCCCCGCAAAUCGUAUCCUAUCCCUCUUCUAACACCACAUCCUACCGCUGUCGUCCUAUUUAUCCUCCGUUCCGAACUGUUGCCAUUACAUACUUACCUACCUAUCCCCCGGACAACACCUAGACCCGUGUCGUCGACUACGCCCAUAUAGACCUUGCUCUUCUCGUCUACGUUCGCCCUAGACUGUACUCGGCGGCGUCUGUACUUAUCUUGCGUCGUCUGGCGGUGUGCAUACCUGCUCAGCAGUGCGUGCACCCGCUCGGCGUCGCUCUAGACUUUCGUACGAGUCCCGGUACUUGUACGCGUGUACGGGACGCAUGCUGGUUUCCCUUCAGCAGACGCACCGUACUUACGCCAGGCUCACGACGUAGACCGCGUAGCCCCACGACGGACUUGCGUACUUCACGUAUCCUAGAGUUUCUCACCUUACGUGCUUUUCAUACGCUGACGAACUCUGCCUCAAUUUUGACCUGCGAGUGAUCUGCCUGAUGACCUCGCUCAAGGCCAUUGUGGCGCGCGACCUCGCUCGUGG
Molecule: messenger RNA, 1032 nt
Organism: Schizophyllum commune H4-8
Lineage: Eukaryota; Fungi; Basidiomycota; Agaricomycetes; Agaricales; Schizophyllaceae
Exons: 3
Coding region: 93-362 (89 amino acids)
Source: RefSeq, a predicted model, not a curated record